This is a messenger RNA of Brienomyrus brachyistius, 2206 nucleotides long. Its product is annotated as keratinocyte proline-rich protein-like. The transcript is spliced from 2 exons. The record is from RefSeq and is a predicted model, not a curated record. Lineage: Eukaryota; Metazoa; Chordata; Actinopteri; Osteoglossiformes; Mormyridae. The coding region runs from base 1 to 1014 and encodes 337 amino acids.
AUGAUGGCACAGGAGAUGGACUCCUGCUUGCUUAGACGAGCCAAACUGUUUGCCGCCCCUCAAUCCAGCUGUGAAAGGGGAGUGUGUGUCUCUGAUAUACAGGAGUGCUGUGUUCCCUCACAUAUGUGCACCUCCCCCCCCAAUGUUACUCCCUGUGCAGGCUGGUGCAGCCCAAUCUGGGCCAGCCUGCUGUCUAAUUGCUGUUUGAAUAAAGUGCCCUGUCCCUUUCCUUUGUCCAUACCUGUCCCUGUGCCUAUCCCUGUCCCUGUGCCUGCCUCUGUCCCUGUGCCUAUCCCUGUCCCUUUCCUUUGUCCAUACCUGUCCCUGUGCCUAUCCCUGUCCCUGUGCCUGCCUCUGUCCCUGUGCCUAUCCCUGUCCCUUCCCAUCCUUGUGUCUGCCCCCGUGCCUAUUUCUGCCCCCAUCCCUGUUCCCAUCCCUAGUCCCCUGUGCCUGUCCCCUGUUCCUGUGCCUAUCCCUCUUCCUUUCCUUUGCCCAUCCCUGUGCCCACCUCUGUGCCUGUUCCCAUCUCUGUCUAUGUCCCUGUGCCCGUCCCUGUCCCUUCCCAUCCUUGCGUCUGCCCCCGUGCCUGUUCCCAUCCCUGUCCCUGUGCCCGUCAUCCUUGUGUCUGCCCCCGUGCCUAUUUCUGCCCCCAUCCCUGUUCCCAUCCCUGGUCCCCUGUCCCCUGUUCCUGUGCCUAUCCCUCUUCCUUUCCUUUGCCCAUCCCUGUCCCUGUGCCCACCUCUGUGCCUGUGCCCAUCCCUGUCCCUUCCCAUCCCUGUCUUUGUGCCUAUCCCUGUUCCCAUCUCUGUCUAUGUCCCUGUGCCCGUCCCUGUCCCUUCCCAUCCUUGCGUCUGCCCCCGUGCCUGUUCCCAUCCCUGUCCCUGUGCCCACCUCUGUGCCUGUUCCCAUCCCUGUCCCUGUGCCCACCUCUGUGCCUGUUCCCAUCCCUGUCCCUUCCCAUCCCUGUCCUUGCCCCUGUGCAUGUCCCCUGUUCCUGUCCCUGUUAGGAGAUGAGAGGACAUUGCGGGUGAGGACCAGUUUAUGCGUAAUUUCUCGGCCAGUGUGUACAGCACAAAUUGAUUAUAAACUGCUUAUCUGGAAAAGCCAGUCAUGACUGUCCAGGGGCUGUAAAAUGCAAAGGAAUAAUUUAGUACUUGAAUAAUUUAUUAUCAUUCAUAUUGUAGUCAGAAUUCAAUUCCCCUACUGAAUGAUUGUGAGCUCGCGCCGAAAGAAUGAAUUACAUGCACUGUGGCCAUGUAGAGAACAGCAGACUAUAAGAGCUCAGGUAGGCUCUUAUUUAACCCUCAAAGUCCCACCUACCCGUCCGCUGUGCGAUGCAGGGCGGGGGACCUCAACCGCUGGUGGGGAUUCAAAAUGGGAAGAUGCUGACUGUAACCACUGAGUGUGUUUAGGGGAAAAGAGCUAGAUUAGACAUGUUGCUUUUAGAAUAAGAUUUUUAUUUUACACAUUGCAGGUGUUCCUAACUUUAGGGUGUUCUUAUGUCGUUUUCACAUCGCUGUCCACAUCUCUUCCUGUAUUUUAGGUAAUUUCACCACUAGCUGGUGAUGCUAUGGGAACAGCAGUGUCCAGCAAAGCCGAUGUUAACGUGUGUAAAUGUGAUGGUGUCAAGAUUUAGCACUCAAGCCUUAUUAUUUUUAUAGCAAAGUCUAAUUUGGAGGUAAUAUGGGGCAAAAAAGUCAUAGGGCGUUACUUUGUCUCGUAUCACAGCAGCCGAAAGAUUAAUAUGACCAUUUUCUGUACCUUAGAGCUUGUAGAAGCCAGUAAGAUAAAUGUCUUCGUAAUACUUUUAAACACAGUUGUACUAUCCCAUAAUUUGCCACAUCGAUCCUUGAGCCGCAGUGCUGUGGGAGUUCACCAAGCCAGGUCCUGAUCGUUGGAUUUCUAAAUGGCGUUUGAUAUUAAACAUGUUUGUGUUCCCUGUGCCGCCCUUAGGCAAGAACCUUUGGAGUCUUGUUGAUUAAGUGAAUUUUCCGUUAGGUCAGCAGUAAUUGUACCUUCCUCAUGCCGCUCCUUGUUUAAUUUUCUUUCUUAAAUCAUUAGUCUUUUUGAAAAUGUUUUAUUAAAUGUUUCAUACCUUCUGCUGGGUGAACAGAGAGACAGAAGAGGCUGCUGACUGUGCAGAGCUGGUCUUUUUAAUGUCCUUUAGCUCAGUCUUUGGGAAAUAAAAUUUUAGUGGGAAAAUGCC